AUGGCCUGCACCGUCGCAAUUGCUCUGAUAAUCGUCACCACAACGUUGACCGUGACCCGUCUGCUCUACGUUUUGCACCGAACCGGCAAACCCCUCAAACCCAGAAGGUCGAAAGGCUCGGCUCCACAGCAACCCCUCAGCACCCUCAUCGUUUUAGGCUCAGGGGGUCACACUGCAGAGAUGAUCAACCUCUUGUCCGUGCUGCAAAAGGACAGAUUUGCCCCCAGGUUCUACAUUGCUGCUGCCACUGACAACAUGAGCCUCCAGAAAGCUCGCCUGCUCGAAGAGACUUCAAGCUCACAGUUCAUGCAGAUCUACCGAAGUAGGGAAGUGGGUCAGUCUUAUAUCACCUCUGUUUGGACUACUUUGAUUGCUUUGUCUCAUGGGUUUUGGCUUAUGCUCAGAAUCAGACCCCAAGUGAUUCUAUGCAACGGCCCUGGGACUUGUGUUCCACUUUGUGUAAUUGCUUUCUUGUUUAAGAUUGUGGGGAUUAGAUGGUCAUCUGUGUUUUAUGUUGAGAGCAUAGCAAGAGUGCAAAGGCUCUCCUUAAGUGGCUUGCUGCUUUACAAGUUACACAUUGCGGAUCAGUUCUUUGUGCAAUGGCCCCAGCUACAGAGGAAGUAUCCUCGAGCUCACUAUGUCGGUUGCCUCAUGUAG
This is a messenger RNA of Prunus armeniaca (apricot), 657 nucleotides long. The record is from the annotation of a GenBank genome assembly. NCBI's taxonomy places the organism in Eukaryota, Viridiplantae, Streptophyta, Magnoliopsida, Rosales, Rosaceae.